UUCGAUCCUUAUCAUACAUUUAUUUUGGAGCCGAAUCAAGACUUUUCUAGUUGAUUGAGAAGUUCAACACCGAUACUACUAGUCUCGCCUGUAUAUAAGUCAUUUAAUAUCAUGUUGGAAUAGUAUGUAAUCACUUUAAAUAUGACUAAUUUGCUAAUUAUGAUACUUCAAAACACGCAAUAGUCAGGGCAAACGACACGUCAUGACAUCGUAACUGGGCCAAUUUAUUUUGGAAUUCCAUAAUGUCCAUACAUAAAUCAGCCUUACAAGAUUAUCUAUUUGUAUAAAAUCUAUUCGCAUAUAUAUAACUCUCGUUUGCUUCAACACAUGUAGUUAAAUUUUAUUUAAAAUUCAAUGUUUAUACUUUGUUGGAGCUGUUAUAUGCGGUACUUUUCGAUCGAAGUUUGAAAGGUGAUCGGUUAUUAGUAGUCAUUCGUACGUGGGACCCCAAAUAAGCUUAUCUCAAAGAAGGGGUAAUUCAGGUUAUUGUGUAUUGUUUCCGCAUUAUUUUAUUUGUAUAAUUAUUUUCUUAAUUUUAAACACUUGUAACGAUAUUUCAGAUUGCUUGCGAGGAUUCUUGUAUGAACAACUUUACUCACACACCGAUAUAUCCGAUAUAAAGUAUACAAAAUAUGACGUGGUAUCUAAAAACAAAAACAUUAUUGAAACUUCCCUGAGCAUUAAAUAUAAAUUUGAUCCGACGUGUGAAACCGAAACUAUAUCGUGAAGUUGGUAAUGUGAAAAGAAUUGAAGGAACAAGGAAGAUAAAUGUAAUAAUAGAAAAUCUAAAUAUAUAAUAGUUCGCGUGAUUACCCGACAUUGAUAACACUGUCAACUGUGCUGUGUAAGCUUUGUUUUGAGUAGCCAUGGUUGUUGUUUAACAUACUCAAGUUUCUUUGUAAACGUUUAAGUGUGCCAAGUAAAACAUACUCAGAUAAACUAUUACGAUCUAAAUUGGGGAUUAACCAUUUCCGACAGGGAUGGCUGGCAAGUGGACGGAUUCUAACCCUGCUACCAACAUGAACAUUGCUGCAGAAACUCUUUGCAAUGAUUUUGAUGAAAGCGACACCGAGGAACAGCUUGCUGCUGAUGAGAACAACGAGCACAUUGCUGCAGCUACUCAUAUAAACGAUGAAUAUGUCACGGAGGAGCAGCUUGCUGCUGAGGGGAACAACGUACAAAGAUCGGGAUCGACGCAGCCUCCUGACGUCCAAGUGUAUCAUGAAGGUAGUGCAAUGCACGAUAGGCCGCUGUAUGAGGAUAUGCCCAAUCAGACGAGUAAUAAAGAGCCCUUACGAGACACAAAUAAAAGAAGUCAGCAAGGCGCAGAAAAUACGUAUUCAGAUGCCGAUGACUCAAGAUUUGACGCAAUGUCUGAACAAAAUCGAAUAUUGCUAGCUCGCAUUGAAUCGUUCCAGAGCAGUCCACUGCGGGACAUGGCAGAGCAGUUAGGCAAUGCCGGAUUUUAUUACACAGGUAAAAGAGAUGAAUGCGUGUGUUUCGCUUGCGGUGGGAUAAUCAAAAACUGGAAACCUAGUGACGAUCCAUGGAUCAGACAUAGUCAGAGAUAUCCUAAUUGUCCGUUUCUCAAGCAAGAGAAAGGUGAAUACUUUAUCAAGCUCAUCAUUCAGAAUUCAUCAGGACAAGAAAGCGAUGAUGAAACAUCACACGACACAUUUGAGUCUACAGUCGUACAAUUGAUCGAACAACUUGUGAUCGAAAACAGACAGAUUCUUAUAUUGGACAUGGGAUUUUCCGAAGAGCAAGUUAGAUGUGCAGUUCGUGAUUUGGUUGAGCAAGGCCAUGCUGAUGUGAAGAUAGACAAUAUUGUCGAGAGAAUUGAAACGAAUUUGGACACCACAGUCGAGCACGAAGCAACAGACACAUCGACUGAAGAUAAAGUUGCUGAGAACAUCCGACUGAAAACUAUAGUUUUGUGCGUGUCCUGUAAGACCAGACGGAAAGAGGUUAUGUUUCUACCUUGUUGCCAUGCACGUUUGUGCGUCCGAUGUUCCCAUAACCUUGUCCGGUGUCCUAAGUGCGACAAACACAUAGCUAACGCUAUCAGAAUAUACACUGAGUAAUGAACAAGACCUCGCCGUGUGUGUGCAGAAGGUGAGGAAACUUCAAUGUGUGAAGAAGUAGAGAACACGUUUAUAAUGUUUGCAGAAGAAGGGAACAAUACAACAAAACAACGACAUCAGGACAUCCCAGAACAACGUAAAAAAGCAAGAGCCAUAAGCCAAUGGUCAAACGAUACAGUGGAGAACUAAAGGCAUGCGCAAUUUACGUUCCGAUUCCGAUAUAGUUUAUAGAGGCAGAGGUGAUGCUAGAAUCAUAAUUGGUGUUAUUUUGUGGCGGGCAUGAAAUUGUAAUGUACAUAAUCUCUGUGAAGUCAUAGUAAAAAAAUUCCAUGAACCAAUGACCUCUGCUCACAACACCUUCUUACCGUUUGGAUAUAAACAUAGACAAAACUAUCACACUUCGUCAAGCUAUCACGAAGCAAGUUUCCGGUGGUCAAGAAUUCUUUCAUGGCGAUGGUAGCCUUGGAAAGGAACAAAAUUAAAAUGUAAAUACUGUGUUGCUUGUACCGAGUUAACUAGUUUAUUGUUCAAAUCAUUUUACAUUAGAGUGUUUUGCAAAUAUUUUGUCCGUUCACGGAAAAGAACACUUCUAGUUGAAGACGCUGCGCAACUCUUCAUUGACUAUCUGACAUCAAUAUUCACGUUGUUUCUCUUUAUUUUAGUCAAUUAUAGUAAUGAUUUUGCCAUCGCAUGGAAUUAGACAAGAAUACAGAUUUAAGAAGAAUGUCAACAAAAUCUGACUUCAUAAUCUGGUAUCUGCAUGUGUGACCAUUCGCCACGUGCACGUGGUGCAUUUAGACGGUACCAGCGCGGUACAUGUUUGUGCACUCAACAAAUACGUACGAGUCUACAGCGCAAACAAAACCUCUACUUUGCACACUUUAGACACUUAUAAGCUGGCUUAGAUUGUUGAAGAACGCUUUAUUAGACUAUUUGUUAUUCCAUGUUGCAGAAACAUAGAUACAGACUAUAGCUAAUUAACAUAACCAAUGAUAAGUCGUAAAAUAGAUGCAGACAGUAGUAACAUAAGUGUAAGUAGCUAGUUAAGCUUCAUUGGAAUGCUAUUAAAUAUAUAACCUCACACUUAAGCUGUUUUUAAUCAGUUGCCUUUAUACAGUUGUAUUACAAUCAUCUACACUACGACAAUACAACAAUAGAGCAUGACAGAAUAAAAGUGACUGACUUGAUUUAUUGACUAUUAUUGAUCUUGUAUUAUUUAUUGCUGGGCAUUUAUUCUGACAUGCUGGAAUUCCACACAUGUUGUCCGUUGGGAUGAUACAAAUCCAUCAGAAGCCUUCCGGAAACUCGAUCAUCAAGCCAAUAUCUUUUUUCCGGUCUGUUAUUAGAACAAGAAGGAAGAAGAGAAAGUAAGCCUUAUAUUGUUGUGCAAAGGCAGAGACAUACAAAGCACUUGGCAAUCGAGGAAUUAGACAGUAAGAAAUUUGACGUUAGGCAAGGUUCGCCUCACAUAUACAAACGAAAAUCAAUCCAAUAUUCAGCCGUUUCAAGUUCUACAGUCAAUCACAAUACUUAGGCACCAACGAUCAGUUCUUCACUAUGUUUCGUCUAAUCGAAAAGGAAUGUGAUUUUAAGGAUUCUGACGAGAUGCUCAGAUACCGUACUGUAUUCAUUGCGAACAAUUCGAAAAUCGGAGAUAAGCUUAUAAACGAAGGUGAAAAGCUUACAUAAAAUAAAGGGUUGUUAAUGCUCAGUCCUACGAGCACAGUCGGAACCAAUUAAAGUCGAUGCUAAGUCAAAGCAUUAAAGUACGUCGCGCCAGUCAAAAAACCAGGGCGAAGAAGGCACUUCAAGAAUGGGGCUACCGCUGUAUUGAAGGUCAAGCAUAACGGGAUGGCAAGACAAGCGUUACCUAAAAUUAACCGUGGCAUUUCAAAUCGGAGCACCAAAUCGUGCAACAAUUGCGGAUGUGCACACGCUGGAGCUCAAGAGAGAGUGGCCCCAGAUAACCCAGUUCUACAGCCUCUCGCCCAACCCAGGCGUCCGGGAUUGGUUGACGGGCGAGAACAACAGACAGUGUGGAACACUCAGUUCCAUGCUUUUGUUGUUUAUGAAGACAUUAGUGCUAAAUGACUAUUUGAAACAGCGUAGACUCUCUUUCCAUUUAGCGAACAUUAUACACAAAUGUCAUACUCACAUCUAAGAUUGUUAUCACACUACGUGUGCUAAAUGACUAUUUUAAACCUUAUAGCCUCUCAAUCCAUGAUCUGAACGUUUUGUAAAAAUUCCAUGCUCAUAUCUAUGAUUUUUUUGUAAUAAAUUCUACGAUUAAUGUAA
Molecule: messenger RNA, 4379 nt
Organism: Dreissena polymorpha
Lineage: Eukaryota; Metazoa; Mollusca; Bivalvia; Myida; Dreissenidae
Product: baculoviral IAP repeat-containing protein 8-like
Exons: 8
Coding region: 981-2084 (367 amino acids)
Biological process (GO): regulation of cell cycle
Cellular component (GO): spindle microtubule; nucleus; cytoplasm
Source: RefSeq, a predicted model, not a curated record